AUAUACUUAGAGUCGAAUGGCUUCGCCGGGCAUCAUGUCCGGCACGAUAGAAGGGAGCAGCCACACUCAUACACGCACUGGUGUCGAUUUAUUGUUAAACAGACAUUCGAAAAUCUGACGCCGAAGAAGAUCUUCACCCCCUAUGUCCCGCGGAGCGAUGAAAAGGGCGGUGACACCAGCGCUCACCGGGGUCUGCACGGACCGCAUACCAUACAGCACGGAUGGGAAUGGCACGAAAUGUGGUUCUUCACGCGUUGGGAGGCAUCGGGCGCGAGGACGUGCGUGUGUUUCGAUCUGCCGUCCCGCACGCUCGGCUACAUCAAAGCACGACUGGCCGACUCGGACGCACAGGACCUGCGACACUGUAGUUCUCCGUAUUCCAUUCUUGCCAUCGCCGUGGAAGGUGUCGCCCGGUCGUAUGACGACUCCGUCUGGUCGAUCCGGAACCAGAUCAGUCGCCGCGAGGCUAGGAGAGCCCACGAAGUCGUUGACUACGCCGUCCUGCACGAGAUUGCGCGACACAGCACGCAUGUCGCUGAAUCACUGACAGUAGCGACACGAACCGUUGAUACGAUCUGCGCUCAGUACUCACGGUCACGCUCCUUCCUCAACAGUCUCAGCAGUGACAGCGGGAAAGCGUUUGAAGCCUGGGACGACAUCGGCGACAAGCUUUCGUUCCAGCUCCGAGUCCUGCAGGGACUGACUGAUCGCUCCUUUGCGACGGACACUCGCAUACAGAACGAAAUCACCUUGGCGUACACCGUCGGCAUCGUUUGCGCGCUGGCGAUCGAGAAAGCGGCAGCCAUUGCCAUGCUGGACGACAAGCACGAACGCCUGCCGUCUGCUCCAGGCGACGAGAACGACUAUACUUUCGGAACGAUCGGUGCGCACGGGGUGGUCAUCGCUUGCCUCCCGGCGGGCACGACUGGCACCGUGUCUGCGGCGGUGGUGGCCCGCGACAUGACCCGCAGCUUUCCAAUCCGCAUCGGCUUGAUGGUGGGCAUCGCGGGCGGGGUGUGGAGCGAAGAGGUGGACGUGCGGCUCGGGGAUGUGGUGGUAAGCCAGCCGAACGGCCAGCAUGGCGGAGUGGUGCAGUGGGACUUCGGCAAGACUGAGGCUGGUGGGGUGUUUCGACGGACGGGGACGCUGAACAAGCCCCCGCGGGAGCUCCUGAGCGCUGUGCAAGGCCUGAAAGCGGAACACCUGCUGCGACGCCAUAAACUAGAGCAGCACUUGGCGAAGAUGCUGUCCGAAUACCCAGCGAUGGAGGAGGAGGGGUUCAUCCGCCCUGGCAACGGCCGCGACGAGCUCUUCGACGCUGACUACGAUCACGAAAGCGGCAACACAUGCACGAACUGCGCCCGUUCGCGCGUGGUACAGCGGGAUGAACGCCUGCACCACCGACCGCGCGUGCAUUACGGCAAUAUCGCCUCGGGCAACGAAGUGAUGAAGGAUGGGCGCACGCGUGAUCGGAUCGCGCAGCAGGAGGGCGUGAUAUGCUUCGAGAUGGAAGCAGCUGGCUUGAUGGACUCGUUUCCGUGUAUCGUGAUCCGCGGCGUGUGCGAUUAUGCGGACUCGCAUAAGAACAAGCGGUGGCAGCCGUACGCGGCCGCGACGGCAGCAGCGUAUGCACGAGAGUUUCUGCUAUGGAUGCCUGCGACCGAGGUCGCCAAGAUACGGCCUGCCCUCGAAGCGACAGGUGCGUAG
Dissoconium aciculare CBS 342.82 is the source of this 1707-nucleotide messenger RNA. RefSeq names its product purine and uridine phosphorylase. The transcript is spliced from 4 exons. The record is from RefSeq and is a predicted model, not a curated record. The annotation marks the transcript as partial. Lineage: Eukaryota; Fungi; Ascomycota; Dothideomycetes; Mycosphaerellales; Dissoconiaceae. Gene Ontology annotation, biological process: nucleoside metabolic process. Gene Ontology annotation, molecular function: catalytic activity.